Molecule: messenger RNA, 2415 nt
Organism: Serinus canaria (Common canary)
Lineage: Eukaryota; Metazoa; Chordata; Aves; Passeriformes; Fringillidae
Gene: CACNB1
Product: calcium voltage-gated channel auxiliary subunit beta 1
Exons: 5
Coding region: 1-1026 (341 amino acids)
Biological process (GO): calcium ion transmembrane transport; chemical synaptic transmission; regulation of voltage-gated calcium channel activity
Cellular component (GO): voltage-gated calcium channel complex
Molecular function (GO): high voltage-gated calcium channel activity
Source: RefSeq, a predicted model, not a curated record
AUGACCUGUCCCCGUGUCCCUGCCCCCCCCACACUGUCCCCAUGUCCCCUGCCCUCCUCACGCUGUCCCCGUGUCCCUGCCCCCUCUCACACUGUCCCCGUGUCCCCUGCCCUCCUCACGCUGUCCCCGUGUCCCCUGCCCCCUCUCACGCUGUCCCCGUGUCCCCUGCCCUCCCCCACACUGUCCCAUGUCCCCUGCCCCCUCUCAGCUGUCCCCUGUCCCCUCCCAGCCGAGGUGCAGAGUGAGACCGAGCGGAUCUUUGAGCUGGCCCGGACGCUGCAGUUGGUGGCCCUGGACGCCGACACCAUCAACCACCCAGCCCAGCUGGCCAAGACCUCGCUGGCGCCCAUCAUCGUCUACAUCAAGAUCACCUCCCCCAAGGUGCUGCAGAGGCUGGUGAAGUCCCGGGGCAAGUCCCAGGCCAAGCACCUCAACGUGCAGAUGGUGGCUUCGGACAAGCUGGCACAGUGCCCACCUGAGAUGUUCGACAUCGUGCUGGACGAGAACCAGCUGGAGGAGGCCUGCGAGCACCUGGCCGAGUACCUGGAGGCCUACUGGAAGGCCACGCACCCGCCCAGCAGCAACCCCCCGAACCCGCUGCUGAGCCGCACCAUGGCCACGGCCGCGCUGGCCGCCAGCCCCGCGCCCGUCUCCAACCUCCAGGCUCCGCACCCGGAGGGGGAGCACGGCCGCCUCCGGCAGGGCCCGGGGGACUCGGGGGGCCGCGGGCAGGGCAGGGUCCCCCCGCCACCCUCCCGCCCGGGCCCCCGCAGCCUGGCCCGCCAGGACACCUUCGACUCGGAGGCUCCGGGCAGCCGGGACUCGGAGCCCGGCGAUUCCUGCUGCAUGGACAUCGAGAUGGAUCCCGUCGAGGAGGAGCCGCCGGGCACUCCCGGGGCCGGACCGCAGCCCCCGCCCGGCUCCUGGGACGGGGCCGAGCCCGGGCUGCGGGGCCGAGCCAAGGGCCAGGAGCCGCUGGGCCAGAGCGAUGGCGAGGGCUGGGGCCGGGACGUUUACAUGCGUUAGGAUGAGGGGGUGCGGGCAGCGCUGGUUUUGGGGUGCGGGCCAGCCCCGCUGGUUGCCUUCGUGCCCGCCCUUCGUGCCCGGCCAGCAGUGCCCCGGGGGCGCCCCCUGCCCCGCUCUCGGCUGAGGGGGGGUCUCCCCCUGCCGCAGCCCCCCAGCAUCGCGCGGUGCCUCGGGCCCUCCCUGCCCGCCAGCGACAGCAAGUGACCAAAGGGGACCCGGCGUGUCCCCGUCCCCCAGGCGCGGGGUGGGGGCCGUGCCCCCCUCCCCAGCCCUGCCCGCUGGGUGCCCCCCGCUUCUCCAUGGUGCUCUCGGCUGCGGCGGUCCCCGGAGCUGGCCGUGGCCGUGGGGGGUCCCCGCCAGCUGCCCCCCAGCCUGGCAGUGCCCUGGCACUGCCCCCACAGCCCCCUGCCCUGCCGGGGGGUGCAUGCGUGUGUGUGCAGGGCUCUGGGGGCUCCCCGCUGCCCCAGGCUGUGCCCCCCGAGGUGCUGCCUGCCCGGGGGGGUGGGGGGGCGGUCUGCAUGUGUUUGCCUUGGAGGGGCUCUGCCUGAAUUGGGGGGUGGGGGGGUGAAUCUGAGCCAGUUUUGGGGGUCUAACCUGUGCUAACAGCUGCCCAGCCCUGGCCUGCUGGGGGGGGUCGUGCUGUCCUGGCACUGCCAGGCCCCGGCCCCCCCUUCCCCAGCCCCCCCUCCCUUCCCGUUUCAACCCACCCUCCCCCCCCGCUGUGCCUGUCCACGCUCGCCCUGUCCAGCCGUGUCCGUCUGUCCGUCUGUCCGUGAGCCUCUGUCCGUCCCCGCCCUCCCGCACCCCGGGGCACUGCCUUGUCCUGUGCCCGCCCCGGGGCGUCCCCUGUGCCCCCCCAGCUCUGCGGGGUGACCACACCAGGGUGGCCUGGGGACACCCCCAUGUCCAGCCCUCACCGCGGGACGGGGCUUGUCCCACUUUUUGGGCAGCCCCUCGCCCCCCACCCCCAUUCCUGGGGGUCCCCGGGGUCACUGCCUUACCCAGACCACCAGCCCGGGUCGGGGGGCUUGGGGGCACCCAGCUCUGCCGCUGCCAAGCCGCCACCCGCGUGUGCCUCAGUUUCCCCCUGUUUUUCGGGGGGGGGGACUCGGUGUCACUGCCUGCCAAGUGCUUUGAGCCCCCCCUGCCCCAGCGCUCGCCCCCGUGGCAGCCAAACUCCGGGCAGUGGGGUCCCCCCGGCCUCCCCCGCGGGGCAGAGGGACGUCCCGUAUUUAUGUGACUCCACAAACUUUUAAUUUAAAGACCCGACAAAAAUGUAUUUUAUUUAUUUAUUCUCGUUGGCGUGUGUGCGUGCGUGUGUGUGUGUGGCGGGGGGGACUCGCCCCGCUCGCUUGGUUCUUUGUAAUAAACAUUUCGGUGAGACCUGUC